UGGCUGGACAACCUGUAAAAAUGACGUGGGGUUGAUAGUUGUUGAGUCGGUGGUGGACGGUGGUGGGGUGUCACCGUGUCAAUGGUGCAGAUAUCUUUCGUCAAUUGAUGAGAGAGAAGCAAUCUCAAUCCCCGAUUCUGUCCGAUUGAGCGGAAUUUCCAAGGUAUUCUUCUGCUGUCAACCCGGUGGAUUUCCGAUUUCGUGUCAAAAUCAUUGGUCGUCUUGACAUUUUUUCGUCAUCAAGUCAUACAGAAGCUUCAUCUGCUGCGCAAGCUUACCUCAACAAUGGCUAAAGUUGAUCAGAAAGCGGUUUUGAUCGUCAUCGAUGGCUGGGGCGUACCCGUCGAAUCCUCCCCUCCGGAGGGCGAUGCGAUUGCUGCCGCCGAAACCCCAUAUAUGGACGAUUUCGCCAAAGACGGCUCCAAAACCGCGCAAGGAUAUACUACGUUGGAGGCGUCUUCGAAUGCUGUUGGUCUUCCGGAAGGUCUUAUGGGCAACAGCGAGGUCGGCCAUCUGAACAUUGGCGCAGGACGAGUGGUGUGGCAGGAUGUCGUUCGAAUUGAUAUGACCAUCAAGAAGGGCUUGAUGAACAAGGUCGAUAACAUCGUCAAGUCGUUCCAGCGUGCCAAGGAUGGCAAUGGUAGACUACAUCUUCUUGGUCUGGUCUCGGAUGGCGGAGUGCACUCGCACAUCAACCACCUCAUCGCAUUGCUUAAGGUAGCCAAAGAGAUUGGCAUUCCUAAAGUGUUCAUCCACUUCUUCGGGGAUGGCCGUGACACUGACCCCAAGUCCGGCGCUGGGCACAUGAAGGACUUGAUCGCGAAGACCAAAGAGAUCGGCCUUGGUGAUAUCGCGACUGUCGUUGGCCGCUACUACGUCAUGGACCGUGACAAGCGAUGGGACCGCGUGGAAGUUGGUAUGAAGGGCAUCGUUGUUGGCGAAGGAGAGCCGUCCGACGAUCCUCUGAAGACGAUUCAGGAUCGAUAUGCCAAGGGUGAGACGGAUGAGUUCUUGACGCCCAUCAUUGUUGGUGGGGCUGAGCGAAGAGUGCAAGAUGACGAUACUCUCUUCUUCUUCAACUACCGCUCCGACCGCGUUCGUGAAGUCACGCAACUCCUCGGCGACUUCGACCGCUCGCCGAAGCCGGAUUUCCCCUACCCCAAAAACACCCAAGUCACGACCAUGACGCAGUACAACGUCCGCUACAGCUUCCCCGUGGCUUUCCCACCGCAGCGCAUGGACAACGUCCUGGCCGAGUGGCUCGCCAAACAGAACCUCAAGCAGUGCCACGUCGCCGAAACGGAGAAGUACGCCCACGUCACCUUCUUCUUCAACGGAGGCGUCGAGAAGCAGUUCGACGCCGAGGAGCGCGAGAUGAUCCCCAGCCCGAAGGUCGCGACCUACGAUAAGCAGCCGAAGAUGAGCGCCAUGGCCGUCGCAGAGAAGCUCUGCGAGCGGAUCGCGGAGGGCAAGUUCGAGUUCCUGAUGAACAACUUCGCGCCGCCGGAUAUGGUGGGCCAUACCGGUGUGUACGAGGCCGCCAUCGUGGCCUGCGCGGAGACGGACAAGGCGAUUGGGAAGAUUUACGACCAGUGCAAGAAGUCCGGAUAUGUCCUGUUCAUCACCUCGGACCAUGGUAACGCGGAGGAAAUGAUCAACGAGAAAGGCACGCCGAAGACGUCUCACACCACGAACGAGGUGCCCUUCGUCAUGGCCAACGCUCCCGAAGGGUGGAGCUUGAAGAAAACCGACGGCGUACUAGGCGAUGUUGCGCCGACCCUCUUGGAAUGUAUGGGACUGGACACGCCCGCCGAGAUGGACGGACAUAGCUUGCUUGUGAAACAAUAGACGAGCCGUUUCGGAUAGCUGGUGAGCGAUGACUGCGCUGCAAGGGUGAAAUAGACCGCGCGGUACCGAUAAGUGAAAAGCAAUUCAUCUUAUAGACAUACAUAUGAUUGGACGAGACAAUGAAAGC
Eremomyces bilateralis CBS 781.70 is the source of this 1975-nucleotide messenger RNA. Its product is annotated as 2,3-bisphosphoglycerate-independent phosphoglycerate mutase. The transcript is spliced from 6 exons. NCBI's taxonomy places the organism in Eukaryota, Fungi, Ascomycota, Dothideomycetes, Eremomycetales, Eremomycetaceae. Gene Ontology annotation, molecular function: manganese ion binding. The record is from RefSeq and is a predicted model, not a curated record. The coding region runs from base 286 to 1848 and encodes 520 amino acids. Gene Ontology annotation, biological process: glucose catabolic process. Gene Ontology annotation, cellular component: cytoplasm.